CAGACUUUGAGAUUUAUAAUACGUAGUCAAGUCGCAGAAGUCGUAUCGAGGUCGUCAUGCAUUUUCUCCUUCGUUUUUCUCUUCUUCUCUUCGUCGCCUGCGUGGUGGUCACUGGAAACCCCGCGGCAGGGAAGCCAUGGCACUGGAAGUCACUGAAACCCUUAGUGAAUCCUCGCGGCUCACCCAAGACAGGUGGCACUCGCAUCGUGGGUGGCACUGAGGCCGUCCCUCACUCGUGGCCCCAUCAGGUGGCUCUCUUCGUCGACUUCCUGUACUUCUGCGGCGGUUCCCUCAUCUCCAGCGAGUGGGUCCUCACGGCUGCUCACUGCGUCGACAGACACCUCUCCGUGGAGGUGGUCCUCGGCGCCCACAACCUGUUCGAGGCCGAGGACACCCAAGUCACGAUGAGUUCAAGUGACUUCUUCGCCCACGAGGACUGGGACUCCUUCACCGUGGCCAACGACAUCGCCCUCGUCAGGUUGCCGACGCCCGUGGAAUUCACAGCAUCUCCAUUCAAGUUGCCACACUUCGUCGCCGCCUAUCGAUCGCUCUUCAUCGCCUCCUUCGUCGACACACUUCAUUCGCCUCAUUCACGUUGCACUCCUUCGUCGACUCCUUCACACUCCUUCGUUGAAAACCUCACAAAUUUCGUCACCUCAAACUUACACGAUCGCACUACAAACUUCGUAAAACGCCUCCCUCGAUUUCAUUCCUCCAACUUUUAUCACCGCCUUACGUUCGUCCUCCUUCGACCGACUGCUUGCCGCUAUUGUGCGGGCAGCGUCCUUCGUCAGGUGGACGUUGCCUGUCCCAUUGGAGAGGCGAGACAAUGUGAUAAGAUCUAUGGGAUCGUCGGCGAAGGUCAAGUAUGCGUCGACAGCACCGGAGGUCAAGGGACGUGUCACGGUGACUCCGGCGGGCCCCUCAACCUCAACGGCAUGACCUACGGCAUCGCCUCCUUCGGGUCUUCUGCAGGGUGCGAAGCCGGAGAACCAGACGGAUUCACCCGAGUCUUCCAUUAUCUGGACUGGAUCGAGGAGAAGACGGGCGUGACUCCUUGAGAAGACGGGUCAAGUUCAGAGACGUGUGGGUGGGUCUGGAGUAGAGAAAGGGGUGGAUAUUUUUGUUUCUUUUUUUUUUUUGU
Molecule: messenger RNA, 1144 nt
Organism: Penaeus vannamei (Pacific white shrimp)
Lineage: Eukaryota; Metazoa; Arthropoda; Malacostraca; Decapoda; Penaeidae
Source: RefSeq, a predicted model, not a curated record